AUGCGUGCUACGCCGUUGGCAUUGCUGACCUUGUGGCUAUCAGCCUCCAACUGCAAUGGAGCCUACGCACAAUCUAUUCAACCACUAGACCAGCCAAUCAAGGCGGUCUCAAGUGGUGAAUUUGGCUUGCCUCAAGAACUUCAUGUCCAGCUGCACAGUCAUCUCCCGGUGCAUGGCCGCGAUGGAGAAGCCAUCGUGCUGGGAACCUACAGCGGAGACUCCAAAACCCAGCCUGCACCGACAGAAGAUCAUGAGGAUCUUGAACGUCGAGGACUGUGGUCCUUUGUCUGGGCGGCCACCAAGGUCUUCAUCAACCCAAUGUCCUGGACGUCUGGCAUCACGCUCGGUAAUCUAGCGUGUCAAGCCCUUGGAUGGUGGAACAGUGCUCCCUCAUGGGUUUCAUGGACCUGCAACUCAUUUGGCAUCGUCUCCGCCAUGUUCUCAGUCUGGGACGGGCGUGCGGAUCUCGCCACUGCAUGGAACGAUUGGAGAAACGAGGGAUCGUAUCAGGGCAACUUGGAGAGUCUGCAGCUGCUCCCCUUCUAUGACGACUAUGGCAACGUCGUCGACAACGUUGGUCGAGGAUUGCCCAGUGUAAAGCGUGGCAAUGAGGCUGGCUACUAUGACUGGUCUGUCCUCCAUCCUCAUCUGGCAAACAGGACCAUAAUCAACGCCCUCUCUGGAAAUGCCAGCAUCUUGCACGAUGUCGGCCGCAACUAUUCCAUCAUCACCAUGGCCCACGUGCUCAACAGCACUGCUUCAAACCCUCUCCUGAUCCAGCGUUCCAUCAACGGAACUUUACUCGGCGCCCCUGUUUCCAUGUUCUUUGUCAACGGCACCGGAAGCACAGCAGGUCUUGGGUCUCACCAUGCGUUUGGCACAGUCACAGAGAAGAUGGCCAAGCGUGAUAGUGGAAACUGCGAUGGAUUUGGCAACGACAGCGGUAACAUCUACACAGACAACACGGUCGUGUGCGGAGGAGAUGGCACGACCUCGGAAGAUGGCAUCACAGGCGUGUACUACGGCAUGGAUUUCUACGGCACAGAGUCUCAGUGGGAGGAGUACGAUGCCGACGUUGGGGGCCAGUAUCCAGACAGUAACGGUGCGUGGCAUCUCGCCAGUGAGCUAUCUAGCGAUACGCAGAACAGCCAGUGGUGGCGAACCUGCUUGUGCGAUCAGGAGAGCGGCGACUAUGCGUGGACGGGAGCUCUUCAAUAUACUUGGAAUGGCGGGUUCAACGGUUAUAACGACUGUUACUCGGGUGUUUGCGGGGGAGCUUCAUAG
This is a messenger RNA of Trichoderma gamsii, 1284 nucleotides long. RefSeq lists its product as hypothetical. The record is from RefSeq and is a predicted model, not a curated record. Bases 1 to 1284 code for a protein of 427 amino acids. NCBI's taxonomy places the organism in Eukaryota, Fungi, Ascomycota, Sordariomycetes, Hypocreales, Hypocreaceae. The transcript has a single exon.